Centruroides sculpturatus (bark scorpion) is the source of this 2823-nucleotide messenger RNA. Its product is annotated as WD repeat-containing protein 81-like. Gene Ontology annotation, biological process: aggrephagy. NCBI's taxonomy places the organism in Eukaryota, Metazoa, Arthropoda, Arachnida, Scorpiones, Buthidae. Gene Ontology annotation, cellular component: mitochondrion. The annotation marks the transcript as partial. Gene Ontology annotation, molecular function: phosphatidylinositol 3-kinase regulator activity. The transcript has 10 exons. The record is from RefSeq and is a predicted model, not a curated record.
CGCUUCGAAACCACUGCACCUGGAUAUGGCGAUAUUUAUCAACAGAUGCCUCGUGGUCAUCAAUACAUAGCGAAUUGCCUGUUAACGUAUUUUCUCGCGUCGCCCUCUGGUGUGGUAAAAGUGAUGCCGUGAACCAAUGUGUAAUUUGUAUUCUUUGGGACAGAGGAGGUGUGUCAAUGUGUGUUUGAUCGUAAACAAAACAUGGAACUUAAACAAGAGGUUGUGAAUGAUUUACACAUUAAUCCGAAUUAUAUAAAAAUUUCAGGAAAUUUAAAUGUCAAAUGUCUGGUUCAUCAAAGUUGGCUCUCACAGUUGUUAACAGAGAAGAAGAUUCCAUUAAAUUUUUCAGAUUAUGAUUCUUUAAGUUACACAGAAUGUGAAUUAAUUUUAAAUCAGUCUUCUUCUGUUCAAAUGUCUUCAUGGCUUGUAGUAGUUAUAAAUGCAAUUCCAAAAUGUCAAGGCAAAGUCCAAAGAUUACCAAGAAUGCAAAAUCAAUUUCAAGCUAAUGAUUUAAGUUAUUUUCAGUUGAUGCAUUAUGUUUCAGAAACAAAUUAUCGUAAUUUAUGGAAAGAUGCUUGGAAAAAAUAUUUUUUUUCUGAACACAAUGUAAAAAAUAGAAAUAAAGAAUUACAAGAUUACAAUGAAGUGAUAGAAGAAAUAAUUAAAAGGUUAUAUCAAUGUCCAGUAAUUAAAAUUUCUGAAAAUUCAUUUGCGUCAUCUCAAGGUUCAAGAAUUGACAAUUUAUUACCAAUGUUUUGUGCAAUUGAAGCACCAAAUUACUAUUAUUUAAUCCAACCUCAUCAAGAAUAUACUUUGCAUGAUUGUGUUACUUUUAGUCCUGCCAUUCUUGAAUCAUCUACAACUCGAUGUCUGUUUUUAAUUUAUCAGUUACUGUAUGUUCUACAAGAGGUUCACAAUAAAGGUCUAUAUUUGGGUAUAAUAACUUUAGAUGAUAUAAAAGUUAGUCAAAAAUUAUGGAUAGAAGUAGUACCAAAACUGUGGAAUGAUAUUUUAAGUGAAGCUAAGACACAAAGUAAUUUUGUAAAUUUUGAAUAUUCCUCACAGACUGAGAGUAAAAAAAAUUCAAAAAACUGUGAAAAAGAAAUUUCUAUUAAAGAAAAUAAAGAACAGUUACAUUUUUUAGUGAAUGCUUGGACUAAAGGUGAAAUAUCGAAUUUUGAUUAUCUUAUGGAACUAAAUAAAUUAGCUGGUCGUGAAAUGAAUAAUCCUAGUUAUCAUCCUGUUUUACCAUGGAUCAUGGAUUUUACUGUACCUGAAGGAGGUUGGCGAGAUCUUUCAAAAUCAAAAUACCGUCUAAAUAAGGGUGAUAGACAACUUGAUUUGGUUUAUGAGUCAGCUGCAAAUGGUUCCAAUGCUUCUUCUACAUCGGGAAUUUUUAUUCCUUUAGACAGUGCAAUUCAAGUACCCCAUCAUGUUUCAGAAAUUCUUUCAGAUAUUACGUAUUAUGUAUAUAAAGCAAGGAGAUUGCCAGUUUCAGUUCUUUGUCAACAUGUUCGUCGUAAAUGGGUUCCUGCUGAAUAUCCUGCUUCUAUACAGCGUCUUCAGGAAUGGACUCCUGAUGAAUGUAUCCCAGAAUUUUAUUGUGAUGCCACCUUAUUUUAUUCUAUUCAUCCUGAUUUACCCGAUUUGGCAGUUCCAUGGUGGUGUAGUGGACCAGAGGAUUUUAUUAGAAAACACAGGAUUGCAUUGGAAAGUGAUUAUAUUUCAGAACGUCUUCAUCAUUGGAUUGAUUUAACAUUUGGAUAUAAGAUUGAAUUAUCUGAUAAUAGCAAAUAUUUUGUUUUAGUAACAAAAAUAUUUAAUUUUAAUGUUGGUGGUAAAACAUUUCUUAAUUAUUUUUUUUAUAGAUGCUUUCAAGAAGCUUUGAAAUUACUACUACAAAUUGAUUUUUCAAAUAAAGAAGCAAAUGGAAAAGUUUUGCUUCCUUCUCAAUAUCCACCUGUAACUUUUAGAGGAUUACCUCCUCCAUCUGCUCAUCAAUUACUUCAACCACUAAUUCAUAUUCUCCCAUUUCCUUCAUAUUUUCCAGAACUUUAUAGCUUUAUUCAACAAAUGAACCAUUAUUCUGUUUGUCUAGAAGACAUAAAAAAUAAUUUUAUUUUAGAAAAUAAACAUGAUAAAAUUAAUAAUUUAGUAAUGGCAAAAAUUAAUCUUGCAAUGAAUACUUUACCUUCUUUAUUAAAUAAACUAAAUGCAGAAGGACUUGAUUUAUUAACUCCAUAUCUUCAAGACCUUUUUGAAUGUCCUGAUACAGCUUUACUUGCAGCGUGGCAUUUGUUUAAUAUAGUAGCACAAGCACUGGGCCCACAACAAACUGUUCGAAAACUAUUAGUUACAAUUAUUCAUUUAUUUGAUCCUGAAGUGCCUUCACCAAAACACUUAAAAUUGUAUCAUCGUUCUUAUUUACUACAAUUGAUGGUUAGGCUUGGACUCCUUACAUUUCUUGCACAUUUCAUGACUUUAAUUAUAGAAGCAACUGGUGGAUUUAGAGAUUUUUCAUCAAAUCAUAGUCCAAGUGCUGCACAUACAGAUACGUCCGAUUCCACUAUAAGAAAAGGUUCUCAUUUACACUCUCCAGAAUUAGAACAAUUGGUACAUGAUGUUGAAAUUGAUGAUAGUUCAUGUCUUCCUGAAACUGUUUCUUCUCCUUAUGAUGAUGAUUCUUCACAAACAGAUCUUUUAAGUAAUCGUAGUGGAAAGAAUAGUGGUAAUGGAACUGAUGGAGAACCAGAAAUCUUUAUAUUAGAAACUGCUGGAGAUGAUGAUGAUGACAGUGAAUUAAUAAGGAACGAAGAAAAUAAG